AUGCAGAGAAGACAACUACUGGGCGCCGCGGCUGGUUUAAUGCUGCUCGGCCCAACCAUUGCAAGAUCUAUGGUGAAGACGGCGAAACAAGUAAAAGAACUACAGCAAACCUGGCGGGAUUGGGUACCCAGCAACGUCACUCUGGACUUGUCCGUUGAGAAAAUUAGGUUGAGCAAGAGUGAAUGGCGGGGGCGCCUAUCGGCGGCCAGCUUUGACGUACUGCGCCGUGAUGGCACCGAGCGGCCCAACUCGCAUCCGUAUAACCAAGAGAAACGCGACGGUGUAUUUGUCUGUGCAGGUUGCGAACUGCCGCUGUUCACCUCGUCGAUGAAAUACGAUUCUGGCACCGGCUGGCCGAGUUUCUUCACGGCAAUACCAGAGCAUCUGGAAACCAAGAAAGAUUUCAAAUUGAUAUGGCCGCGUACUGAGUACCACUGCAGCCGUUGUGGUGGCCAUCAGGGCCAUGUGUUUGACGAUGGUCCUCGGCCAACGGGUGAGCGCUGGUGCAACAAUGGUGCCGCUCUGACGUUUUGGCCCAAAGAAGGAUAG
Molecule: messenger RNA, 549 nt
Organism: Nerophis lumbriciformis (worm pipefish)
Lineage: Eukaryota; Metazoa; Chordata; Actinopteri; Syngnathiformes; Syngnathidae
Source: RefSeq, a predicted model, not a curated record